This is a messenger RNA of Heterocephalus glaber (naked mole-rat), 1234 nucleotides long. RefSeq names its product urocortin 2 (gene Ucn2). NCBI's taxonomy places the organism in Eukaryota, Metazoa, Chordata, Mammalia, Rodentia, Bathyergidae. Gene Ontology annotation, biological process: digestion; adenylate cyclase-activating G protein-coupled receptor signaling pathway; hormone-mediated signaling pathway. The record is from RefSeq and is a predicted model, not a curated record. Gene Ontology annotation, cellular component: extracellular region. Gene Ontology annotation, molecular function: corticotropin-releasing hormone receptor 2 binding; hormone activity.
AUGACCAGGUGGGCUCUGCGGGUGCUGACGGUCCUGAUAUUGGCCAGGGUCCUGGUUGUCCCAGUGACCCCUGUCCCAGCCUUCCAGAUCCCUCCUCCAAACUGUUCUCAGACCACUUCUUGUCCCCUGGCCUCAGCAAGGCCCUCAGCUACCACCACAGGCCUCUCCUCUGCCUGGGGACAGCCCAGCCCUAGCCCCCGCCUUGGUCCACGCAUCACCCUCUCACUGGAUGUCCCCAUCGGCCUCCUGCGGAUAUUACUGGACCAGGCCCAGACCAGGGCCGCCAGGGAGCAGGCUGCUGCCAACGCCCAUAUCCUGGCCCAUGUUGGCUGAUGCUGAGGAAGAGGGGAAACCUAGAGGAUGGCGGCAGCUGGACAAUGUUACACCUGGGAAGAGUGUGCCUACAUGCUGCUUCAGCAGCCUCCUGUCAUGUGCUGUCAUAUCUCCUUGGAGUGCUCCACAGAUGCACAGUCUGGAGCUUACUUUGUUGAGUCACUGCUGUGUGGAGCCCUGCCAAGCCUGUGUGUACCCUGGACUCACAGUAUGUCUGCAUAGCUUGGAUAGUACCGUGUUAGGUCACUGCCAUGUGGAAUCUUCCCUGUCUGGGCACCCUGCAGUCACUGAACAUCCACACACUCUCACGCUGGGUCACAGCUGUGUUCCAUUCAUGAGCUGAGACACAGGAGCCCAGUGCUCCAUCUGAAGCAGUCACUUCAGGCCCACAGUCUGGGCCCCCACAUGUACCACACAGAGUGUGCUGUCUGAGGGUCAUGUGCAUAUUUUGUGCACAUGGAAGCAGACUCCUGAGGCACAGACACCCAGCCAUAUGUGGAAAGUCUGGCCAUGGCAGUCUUACCUCAUCGAUGUGUGUGUCCACAUGGCUGAGUCUCUGUGUGCUGCCCAUUACAAGUUUCUGACAGCUGUGAGUGUGAGCAAUGUGGGGAGCUCAUCCUCCAAGUCUGGGUGAAACACACACAACACACAGCUGGUCACUGUCCCUUACCCCUGCCCACCCAGCCUUGACCCUGGACACGUGUGGCUCAGGAGAGAGGGAGCUCAUGCUGUCAGGGCUCUAACCCAGCUCUCCCCCUUCCUCACUAAAAUGUUCUCAGCAAAGAUGUCACCUUUCUGGGCCUUGGUCUCCUUAUCUGUAAAGCCAGGUGAUGUUCCCCAGCUUCUCAUGUGAAGAGGGACAUUCACGUCUGAAGACUGGUUAGCUGCAAGAGGCAGUCAA